AUGUCCACGACUGACAAGCCCCGCGGCGGCGUCGACCACUCCCAUGGCCACCACCACGAGAUCCCGAGGCCGCACCUCAGCGCCAUGGGAGGCCACCUGGUCGCGGCGUCGGGCGAGUUCGUCGGCACCUUCUUCUUCCUCUUCUUCGGCUACGCCGGCCAGAUCAUGGUCGUCCUCCAGGGCGCCGACGCGGCCCCGGACGGCUCGCUCAGCAGCCAGGGCGUCGUCUUCAUCGCCCUGACCUACGGCUUCUCCCUCCUCGUCAACGUCUGGACCUUUUACCGCGUCAGCGGUGGGCUGUUCAAUCCCGCGGUCUCUCUGGGUCUGUCCCUCGGCGGCCAGCUGCCCUGGAUGCGCUCCCUAUUCCUCAUCCCGGCACAGCUGCUGGCUUCCAUGUGCGCCGGCGGACUGGUCGAGGCGAUGUUCCCCGGCAACAUCUCGCAGGCCAACUCCCUGCUCGGAUCGCGCACCUCGGUCGUCCAGGGCCUCUUCCUCGAGAUGUUCUUCACCGCCCAGCUCGUCAUCGUCGUCUUCAUGCUCGCCGUCGAGAAGUCCCGCGACACGUUCCUCGCGCCCAUCGGCGUCGGCCUCGCUCUCUUUAUGAUCAUGAUUCCCGGCACGUUUGCCACGGGCGGGUCGCUCAACCCGGCUCGCAGCUUUGGAUGCGCCGUGGCCGGGAAACAGUUCCCCAACUACCAUUGGAUUUACUGGCUGGGCCCGGCCUUGGGAGGCGCCCUGGCCGCGGCGUAUUAUCGUUUCGUGAAAUGGGCACACUAUGAGGAGGCCAACCCGGGCCAAGACUUGCCUGUGGACCCGGAAGAUCUAGCGGCUAACAGAGUCCCUGGGCUGCCCGGGUUGAUGCCUCAUCAUCAUGAGGUGUAG
Colletotrichum destructivum is the source of this 882-nucleotide messenger RNA. RefSeq names its product Putative major intrinsic protein. Lineage: Eukaryota; Fungi; Ascomycota; Sordariomycetes; Glomerellales; Glomerellaceae. Bases 1 to 882 code for a protein of 293 amino acids. Gene Ontology annotation, molecular function: water channel activity. Gene Ontology annotation, cellular component: plasma membrane. The record is from RefSeq and is a predicted model, not a curated record. The transcript has 3 exons. Gene Ontology annotation, biological process: water transport; transmembrane transport.